AUAAUUUUGUCCUUUUCUUCACCGCUAUUAACACCUUAGCUUCCAUUGCUUUUGAUAUGUUCCUGAUCGUCUCUCUGUUGGUUUGUUGUUGAGAGGGAGAGGUACUAUCGAGAAAGAUCAAUGGCGGAUUGGGGUCCGGUUUUUGUAGCGGUGAUGUUGUUCGUUCUGCUAACUCCGGGCUUGUUGGUUCAGAUGCCUGGGAAGAGUCGGUUCGUUGAAUUUGGGAAUUUUCAGACGAGUGGAGUCUCCAUUUUGGUUCAUUCAAUUCUCUAUUUUGCAUUGAUCUGUAUCUUCUUGUUGGCUGUUCGUGUUCAUGUUUAUAACGGUAUCUCUGAAACUAUGUCGGAUUGGGCACCGGUGGUCAUCGGAGUUGUACUCUUCGUACUGCUUUCUCCUGGCCUUCUGUUUCAGUUUCCGGGUAAUAAUCGCCAGUUUGAGUUUGGGAGCAUGAAGACCAAUGGAAAAGCUGUUGCUAUACACACUCUCAUCUUCUUCGUCCUCUAUGCUGUCUUCAUUCUCGCUCUCCAUAUCCACAUCUACACUGGCUGAUCCGGUAAUCUCUUCUUCUUGUUUCUCUUUUCUUUUCCUUCCAGAUUCUUACCAACUGAAGCUGCUGAUGUGUCUGCUGCCUUGUGUGUUGUAUUUAUUUUUGAAGAGGAUCUUGUUUGAUCUGUCUGUAUUUGUUAUUUCUGUAGUCGGAGACUUGGAAGCAUUAAAAGGCAUUUUGUACGUUAAUUUCGUUUUUACAUACGCCUAUUCCUCCAUUGUUAGUGUAGAUCUAAUUAACAUUGGACUCUGUAGCUACUCUUUUCUUAUCGAGAACUUUCUUUUU
Cucumis sativus (cucumber) is the source of this 832-nucleotide messenger RNA. RefSeq lists its product as uncharacterized. The transcript has 2 exons. The record is from RefSeq and is a predicted model, not a curated record. The coding region runs from base 121 to 549 and encodes 142 amino acids. Lineage: Eukaryota; Viridiplantae; Streptophyta; Magnoliopsida; Cucurbitales; Cucurbitaceae.